Molecule: messenger RNA, 834 nt
Organism: Aspergillus versicolor CBS 583.65
Lineage: Eukaryota; Fungi; Ascomycota; Eurotiomycetes; Eurotiales; Aspergillaceae
Product: alpha/beta fold hydrolase
Exons: 1
Coding region: 1-834 (277 amino acids)
Source: RefSeq, a predicted model, not a curated record
AUGGACUCCAUGCUAUCAGCAGAGGAGUUUGGCGAUGGAUUGCCCGUAUUGAUCAUCCACGGCUGGCAGAUGGACGGCAGAGUCGAGCAGCGCGACUUUGAGCCCAUCUUCAAGACACGACCAGGACUGCGCCGGAUUUACGUGGACCUCCCGGGGAUGGGAAAGACACCUGCAAACAAUGUCAGAAAUCUGGACGAAGUCUACAAUCGUCUGGUACAGUUCGUUGAUGCUCGACUGGGGAAAUCACAGUUCUUGCUUGUUGGCUCCUCCUGUGGCGGCUAUCUUGCACGGGCGAUUGCUCAGAGAUAUAUAGACCAAGUCGAUGGUUUGCUACUACGAGUACCACUGAUGGAGCCAGAGGAUAGCAGGCGUGAUAUAGACGCUUUCAAACCUCUGGUAACAAAUGAGCAACUCAUGUCGACGCUGUCAGCCGAAGAAAGGGAAAGUCUCGGGAAUGUUCUCAUACACACGCCUGCCUAUAUCGAGAGUCUAAAGGCAAAGUACACAGAGGCAUACAAUCCAGCAAUAGAGGCAUCAGACGACAAAGUUCUCGAUCCGAUCCGAGCAGAUCCACGUCGGUAUCAGUUAUCCGUUUCCUUGGAUAAUGAAGACGCCAAGUUCUUCGCACCCACGCUGGUUGUAUGUGGCCGGCACGACGAGAGCGUCGGUUAUCGAGACAGUCUGCGCUUGCUGGAACUUUAUCCACGAUCUACGUUUGCUGUCUUGGACCGUGGUACGCAUGGUCUUCCUAUUGACGAGACUGGUGUGUUCGAAGCCCUUGUGCGUGAUUGGAUAGCUAGGGUUGAUGAAUGGAGAAGUCGGAUGGACAGAUAG